AUGACCGUAUGCGGCCUGUGGAGCCAUCAAACCCUUCCUCACGUCUUAUCGCCACCACCGGAGCUAUCAGUGGCGUCCCCACUCAACAAAUCCACAUCAUUCAAGUUAGCAUUCACGUCCCGUAUGUCACCCAAGUUACCCCAAGAGCUUUGGGACAUGGUCAUCGACCAUCUACAUGACGAUCGCGCUACGCUGCUCGUGUGCUGCUGCAUAUGCAAGUCCUGGCUUCCUUCGAGCAGAUUUCACCUUCGAGAUCACAUCCGCCUCCGACUUCCAUUCCUCCGGCCCACCGCCAAGAGCUUAUCUGCUGAGGAGCAGGAUGACACGGACGUACUUGCACGGAUCUCCCACCCCCAUCGAGCCUGCUCACUUACGAUCGAAUGUGCCUCCCGCGAGCGAUCUGUUUCCCAUGCGUCUUCGCGGCACGACGUACCCAUGCACAAUAGCCUGUCUCUUGCGGUGCAAGCGCUGCCGAGGCUUGUCAGUCUUUCGCUAAUCGGCCUACGAUUGCACUAUCCCGGCCACUCCUCCGGAGGCAGAAGGAUCCCUUACUUUCUCCAAGCCGCCUUACAGCUACCGCACUUGCGCGAAAUCGCUUUAACUGGAGUGACGCUUGGUGAACAUCCCAGUGUACCUACCAACGUUGAAAUCUCUCGAUCGCUGGAGAAGCUAAGUAUUAGAGAGAGCUUCGUGGAUGGGUCCACGCUUUCGUGGCUGUAUUGUCUCCUGCAACAAACCAAGCGUACUCACGGUACCUUCAUUCCUCUUCGCCAUCUCGACAUCCCCUUCAUUUCUUCUGUCAAUUUUACCAUUACCUGGUAUACCUCGCUCCUGGCGCAUUCGGGGCGCGAGCUACACCAUCUCGGCCUUCAAAUACGCUCUAUAUACGGUUUCAAUGGGGCGAAGAGAAGCAUAUUGGACCACGCAGGAUAUCCGGCGCUUCUUGGGGCGCUUUCUCAAUGCGUCAAUCUGCGCACGCUGGACCUAUUCCUAUACGAUUUGGAACAAGCAGCGGCUGCAAAGGCCAUCGUCGAAUACCUUGCAUUCCUGCCCGUCCCUCUUCCCAUCUCCGAGGUCAUAAUCUCACUGGAUAUGCAGAGCGUGUCCCUGCGAGACACGAGCCGCUAUGGCACUGCCUUGCGCGCCUUAGACACGCUCCUCUGCAGCUUUGGACAAGUACGUCGUGUCACGAUCAGGCAGACGUUAGCAGGCUCCGCUAUGUCCACCGGAAAUCCGGGUUCUCUAGAACCAGUAGAAGUUCGCAUAGGAUGCGAGGGAGCUAAGAUGCUGUGGAGAAAUUUGCCGGAGUUGCGGAAACGUGGUAUUCUUCGAGUUGAGUAA
Molecule: messenger RNA, 1341 nt
Organism: Phanerochaete carnosa HHB-10118-sp
Lineage: Eukaryota; Fungi; Basidiomycota; Agaricomycetes; Polyporales; Phanerochaetaceae
Exons: 2
Coding region: 1-1341 (446 amino acids)
Source: RefSeq, a predicted model, not a curated record